Purpureocillium takamizusanense is the source of this 1218-nucleotide messenger RNA. It is a transcript of the gene IPI3, whose product is annotated as Pre-rRNA-processing protein ipi3. The transcript is spliced from 2 exons. The record is from RefSeq and is a predicted model, not a curated record. Gene Ontology annotation, cellular component: nuclear pre-replicative complex. NCBI's taxonomy places the organism in Eukaryota, Fungi, Ascomycota, Sordariomycetes, Hypocreales, Ophiocordycipitaceae. Gene Ontology annotation, molecular function: protein binding. The coding region runs from base 1 to 1218 and encodes 405 amino acids. Gene Ontology annotation, biological process: rRNA processing; DNA-templated DNA replication.
AUGCUUUCCGAGGAGCUCGUUUCGGCCAUCUCCGGCCCGCCCGUCGCCGCCAACACGGCCGUGUCCAAAGACGUCGGGAUUUACGCCCACACGGUCACGCCCACGUGGGCGGCAAAAGCUACCUUCAAGAAGAGCUCGGCGCCGAGGCACUGUCUCGCCGUCACCGACACGCACAUCUUCGCUGCCCAAGAUCAAAAGGCUCACGUUCACGUGUACUCCCGGCAGCGUGGGAACCAGGAAGCCCUCAUCCCCUUUCAGGAGAGAAUCGGCUGCCUCGCGCUGGCUGGGGAUGUUCUCGUCCUCGGCACUGUUCAGGGCCGCUUGAUACUGUGGGAGACCUGCACGGGCAGACACGUUGCCACGCCCCCUUGCCAUGUGCAGGCCGUUAGCUGUCUGGCUGUUACCCCUUGCCAUGUGCUUUCCGCCUCGGACGACUCCAAUGUCAACGUCUGGUCGUUGGCUCGUCUGCUAGACCUGGGUGCCGACCCGGGAUACGAGCCCGACCUAACCCUGUCCAAUCACCGGGGCGCCAUCACCGAUCUCGUCGUUGGGCCCAGUGCAAAUGCCGAGACAAGCCUCUGCGUGUCAGCUAGCAAGGACAAGACGUGCAUCCUAUGGAACUACAGGACCGGCCAAGUUCUCCGAACGCUUCUCUUCCCUGCAGCACCGCUCUGCGUCGCUCUCGAUCCCUGCGCUCGGUCCCUGUUCGUCACCACCGACGACCGUGGCCUGUUUCUCGUGGAGCUCUUUGGCGACAAGCCCCUGCUCGGCUCCAGGAGCGCUGAGCUCGCUUCCAUCGUUGUACAGGUAGGCGCACCUCUUGGCGUCGCUGACGAAGACGCUGGAGUCGCGUCGUGUCUGGCCGUGAACUACGACGGCACGUCCGUCUUCACGGGCCAUGUCAAAGGCAAGAUCCUGCGUUGGAGUCUUGUCGACAAUAGCUAUCCCGCGGAAAUGGCCAACCUCAAUGCUUCUGUCACGAACCUUGUCUUGCUCCCACCCAUCAAGGACAAGAGGCAUACCCGGGCUGUGACCGUGGUGAAGCCAAAUCAGACGCAACGGCAGUACACCUUGUCAGCGCAGCUAGAAGGCGACCUUGGCGACGGUCGUUUUGGCAGCGUCUUAUCAUCCGUUGGCAUCGGCGAUCAGGUAUUGGAAGCUGCCUUGGCGUCAUUGCCUGGGGACAUUCUACCGAGCAAGGAUGGCGUGAAGUCGUAG